AUGGAUUCCAAUCUAGAAGGACAGAAUUCAGAAGCUGAGAGAGCAAAAGCAUUGAAAGACUUUGAUGACACAAAGGCUGGUGUGAAAGGACUUGUUGAUACUGGGAUUACUACUCUUCCUCCAAUCUUUGUUAUCCCAGAUGAUCAUGAGUUCAAGGUACCAACUAUAGACCUUCAAACUAUGAAUGAAUCGACGAUCAUAGGCGAAAUCAGAGAAGCUUGUAAGUCAUGGGGAUUCUUCAAAGUCAUCAACCAUGGGAUACCUCAAGAUGUUUUGGAUGACAUGAUUGAAGGAGUAAGAAGAUUCUAUGAGCAAGAGCAGGAAGUGAAGGUGCAGUUCUACUCUCGUGACAACACAAGAAAAGUUCGGUACACUAGCAACUUUGAUCUUUACAGGUCAAAAUUUGCAAGUUGGAGGGACACUCUGAUGUGCCAUAUGGCUCCCAAUCCACCAGAGCCUGACCAAUAUCCACCAGUAUUCUACUGGAAUGGCAGGGAUAUACUGAAGGACUACUCUGAGCAGCUUAACAAGUUAGGCGACACUCUAUUUCGGUUGAUUUCGCAGGCGCUUGGUCUUGUUCCUAACCACCUUAUAGAUAUGGAAUGUGCCAAAGGGAAUGUCUUUUACUGCCAUUACUAUCCAACAUGCCCUGAACCAGCUAAGACCUUGGGACAUGCCAAGCACACAGAUCCUGAUUUUCUCACUAUACUUCUACAAGAUCAGAAAAUAGGGGGACUUCAAGUUCUGCACCAGAACCAAUGGAUUGAUAUUCCCCCAGAAGAAGGAACACUUGUGAUCAAUGUUGGAGACCUCUUGCAACUAAUCUCUAAUGACAAGUUCAAAAGUGUUGAGCAUAGAGUGCUGGCAAACCCCACUCCUAGUCCAAGAAUCUCAGUUGGUUACUUCUUCACAACAAAUUUUGAGAAGUCUGAUAAGAAGUAUGGUCCUAUCAAGGAGUUGCUGACACCCGAAAGUCCAGCGCUGUACCAAGAGACCACCAUCGCGGACUACAUCGAGUCUUUUGCCAAUGCAGCACUUGGUGGAGCUGCACUGGCGAAACUGCGGCAGCCUGCCAUGGAAGCAAAGCAGAAAGAUUGAAACAAGUCAUCAAAAUGAAACCUAACCGUUGGUUCAUUUCAUGCAUUUGAGUGAACUGGUACAAAAUAA
Molecule: messenger RNA, 1167 nt
Organism: Humulus lupulus (European hop)
Lineage: Eukaryota; Viridiplantae; Streptophyta; Magnoliopsida; Rosales; Cannabaceae
Product: 1-aminocyclopropane-1-carboxylate oxidase homolog 1-like
Exons: 3
Coding region: 1-1098 (365 amino acids)
Source: RefSeq, a predicted model, not a curated record